Molecule: messenger RNA, 696 nt
Organism: Eurytemora carolleeae
Lineage: Eukaryota; Metazoa; Arthropoda; Copepoda; Calanoida; Temoridae
Product: multiple coagulation factor deficiency protein 2
Exons: 4
Coding region: 12-311 (99 amino acids)
Molecular function (GO): calcium ion binding
Source: RefSeq, a predicted model, not a curated record
AUGUUGAGAAAAUGAGUGAGGACGAGAAAGAUUAUCAUUAUUUUAGGAUUCAUGAUACGGAUAAAAAUGAUAGAUUGGAUGGCCUUGAAGUAUUGAAAGCUGUAAACCAUCUUAUGGAGGAAGAAAUGGAUGAUAUUAAUAAUACAACAAGUUCUUCAGAUCAACGACUUCUUCUUGAUCAGCAGUUUAAACUAGUAGUUGAACUAGUAGAUAAGGUUCUUGAGUUGGACGAUAUUGAUGGAGACGGUCUUCUUUCCUUCGCCGAGUUUGUUUCCGGCCGACGGAGAGGAAACGAAAACUUGUCCAAAUAAAUAGUUCCGGUCGACCCUGCAGGAUUGCAGUUUCCGGCCGACGGAGACCGGAAGUAAAAACCUUGCAAGAAAACUGUUUCCGGCCGACGGAGACCGGAAGUAAAAACCUUGCAAGAAAAAUGUUUCCGGUCGACUGGGGGAAAUGAAACAUUAAAGAUAACUAUUUCCGGCCGACGGAGAGGAAAUGAAACCUUGCAAGAUAAAUUUUUUUUUUGUCUAUGGAGAGGUUCAAUGAAAUCUUCAAGAUAUUUUUUACACUCUUUUUAUUACUCUACCACAAAAUUGUUAACGUAUAUUUAAAUGUGAACGUGGAUAAAAUAAUUUAGUAUAAAUUAGCUCUCCUGUAUAUUUUACAAUUCGUUUAAAAUCCAUGCAAAUUUGUCAU